This is a messenger RNA of Nomascus leucogenys (northern white-cheeked gibbon), 2379 nucleotides long. It is a transcript of the gene LBX1, whose product is annotated as ladybird homeobox 1. Gene Ontology annotation, molecular function: DNA binding; DNA-binding transcription factor activity, RNA polymerase II-specific. The record is from RefSeq and is a predicted model, not a curated record. Lineage: Eukaryota; Metazoa; Chordata; Mammalia; Primates; Hylobatidae. Gene Ontology annotation, biological process: regulation of DNA-templated transcription.
GAGAGAGAAAGAGAGAGAAGUGCCGCUGCAGAUAAUUGAUUACACCCCGAUCAAGGCUAACUUGUUAGCAAUAGUCAAUUGCCCCGUCUCUCCGCCUCCCUCGCAGUCCGGGAUCGGCGCCCUCGCCUCGGCUCUUCCAACUGCGGCCGCCAGGACCCGGGGCCAGGAGCCACUGCCGAGCCACCUGACACCUUUAAAUAGCACCGGGGUUGGCGAAACUGGAGCCCCGCGCAGCGCGCCCCGGCUCCGGCCCCGGAUUGCUGGAAGCCCCAGCAGCAAAGGCGCCCGCGUCAGCGCCCUCCUCCCGGGGCCCGGCGCUGUUCUGCCCGCCUCAGCCGCCGCGCUAAUCUGUCCCGCGCCCGGCCCGCGCCCUGCCCAGUGCGGCCUCCUUUCCACCCGCCGCUGCCUGCCCGCGCCGUCCGGCGCCCUAGCCGCCCGCGGGCUGGGUCCCCGCGGCCCGAGCCGCCCCGGCCGGGCCCCCGAACGAGGCCGAGAUGACUUCCAAGGAGGACGGCAAGGCGGCGCCGGGGGAGGAGCGGCGGCGCAGUCCGCUGGACCACCUGCCUCCGCCUGCCAACUCCAACAAGCCACUGACGCCGUUCAGCAUCGAGGACAUCCUGAACAAGCCGUCUGUGCGGAGAAGUUACUCGCUGUGCGGGGCGGCGCACCUGCUGGCCGCCGCGGACAAGCACGCGCCGGGCGGCUUGCCCCUGGCGGGCCGCGCGCUGCUCUCGCAGACCUCGCCGCUGUGCGCGCUGGAGGAGCUCGCCAGCAAGACGUUUAAGGGGCUGGAAGUCAGCGUUCUGCAGGCAGCCGAAGGCCGCGACGGGAUGACCAUCUUUGGGCAGCGGCAGACCCCAAAGAAGCGGCGAAAGUCGCGCACGGCCUUCACCAACCACCAGAUCUAUGAAUUGGAAAAGCGCUUUCUAUACCAGAAGUACCUGUCCCCCGCCGAUCGCGACCAAAUCGCGCAGCAGCUGGGCCUCACCAACGCGCAAGUCAUCACCUGGUUCCAGAAUCGGCGCGCUAAGCUCAAGCGGGACCUGGAGGAGAUGAAGGCCGACGUAGAGUCCGCCAAGAAACUGGGCCCCAGCGGGCAGAUGGACAUCGUGGCGCUGGCCGAACUCGAGCAGAACUCGGAGGCCACAGCCGGCGGUGGCGGCGGCUGCGGCAGGGCCAAGUCGAGGCCCGGCUCUCCGGUCCUCCCGCCAGGCGCCCCGCAGGCCCCGGGCGCUGGCCCCCUGCAGCUCUCGCCUGCCUCUCCGCUCACGGACCAGCCGGCCAGCAGCCAGGACUGCUCGGAGGACGAGGAAGACGAAGAGAUCGACGUGGACGAUUGAGCGGCGCCCCGGGUCUUCCGCCGCCCUGGGCUCCUAGCGCUCGAAAGCCCAACACCUCCCGGACAGGACCGCCAAGGGGAGCUGGGACCUCCUCUGCCAACUCCCGCCUCCUCCCCUGUCCCCGGCCCCGGACUCGGCUCCUGGCAGCCUCCUCUUCCCUCUCGAAGCAAUAAACCCAGGCUGGCCGGCCGGGCCGGCCGCCGCCAGCGGCCUCCGCCGCCCCGGAAGCCCUCGCCGUGCAAUUCUGUAUGGCUUCUAUAUAAAUAUUUAAACCUAUAUAGCGGGUUCUUCCCACCGCAGCCUGAUUUUUCCUUUAUUUUAUUUUAUUUUUUAAAUCUCGGAGAUUUCGAUGUUUUCAAAGCUCUCGGGCUGCCGGGUUUGCUGAGGGCGAGGCAGAAACCAGGGCGGGGAACACUAACCCUGCAGUCUAGAGGAGGGGCAGCUCCGGCUGUUUUGAUUUUUCUCUGCAUGUGGCGAAUGCACCGGCCCGCUCCUUCCUCGCCUCCCUCGGCCUUACUGCAGUUGACUUCUAUUUCUUCCUGCCUUUUUUCGUCAUGUGGGAAGGGAAGAGGUGGGCAGCCGGAUCCUGACUUGCAAGUUUCAAAAUCGAUCUUUCCUCCCCACCCUCUGAGAGAAAAGUCUGUUUUCGAUGCCAUUUCUGCCUCCUAAUGCCCACUAAUGCUGUUUUUAAAAUUCCUCCCUCCCUCCCGCAUUUCCUCGGACUGACUGUUGGAGUCCGGCUCUUAGGGACAAUGCAGGAGGAAAUCCAACCAACCAACCAUCGAAAACAGAACCCAAAGCCCUAUAAUUAUUUUGUACUCUUUUUAGAAUUUUUUUGCAUGUGACAGAGACAGAGAGGAGGCCGACCCAAGCCCUCAUCUCACCUCCUCCACAGCCCUGGGUCUCUCUUGCCACCUCGAACACCCCACUCCCACCCGACUUGGCCAGAUGAGGGUGGCUGGAUACGGGUGGGCUGCGAGUGCCCCUUCCCUGCUCCUCCCUUCCCCUCUCCUCCUCAGACUGUACCCAAGGCCUCUUU